Molecule: messenger RNA, 1410 nt
Organism: Henningerozyma blattae CBS 6284
Lineage: Eukaryota; Fungi; Ascomycota; Saccharomycetes; Saccharomycetales; Saccharomycetaceae
Gene: VMA13
Product: H(+)-transporting V1 sector ATPase subunit H
Exons: 1
Coding region: 1-1410 (469 amino acids)
Biological process (GO): proton transmembrane transport
Cellular component (GO): fungal-type vacuole membrane; vacuolar proton-transporting V-type ATPase, V1 domain
Molecular function (GO): proton-transporting ATPase activity, rotational mechanism
Source: RefSeq, a predicted model, not a curated record
AUGAUUUUGUUGGAUAGCACACAUUUUAUGGAAAUCCAUAAUGCCAUUAGUUUAAGGAACAUCCAAUGGGAUAACUUGGCCAUGCAACGUGAUAUUAGUGAGACAGAUGUUUCCAUUAUCAAGAAAUUAGAAAAGAUUUUAAUCAAACAUGCAGCAUAUGAGACUCCGAUGCGUAUUGAUGAAAGUAUAAUUUUGCCCAUGAUUCAUUUCUUGAAAAAUAGUAAUGAUGUGGAAGCUAAUAAAUGUGUGAUUAAUCUAUUUACUGAAUUAUUUACUAGUCAAGAAUUAAACUUCAACGGGGAAACGAUUGAAUUUUUCCAAAAAAACCCAACUCAAUUGAAAGAAUUGUUCCAAGUGUCCUUGCAAGGGGAUGAUCAGACUGUUUUGAUUGGUGUUUUCAAUAUAGUUUCAUUGUUGGUGGAACAAGGUUCAUUAUUGAACGUGGAGAUUGUGGAUGGAUUAUUGAAUAGCGAAGCGUUUGUACGUAUCUUGGUGAAUAUCGAACAAAUGGAAACUAGUUAUGUCUGCAUGAGAUUGUUGCAAGAACUUGCUGCGGUCAAGAGUUAUAGAAAAGUGAUUUGGAAACAUCAAACCAAGUUUGUUCCUACUAUAUUCCAAAUAAUCUCUAGAGCAUUGGAUAGUAACAACUCUACCAAGAUCAUUGCUACGAAUUCGAACAAUUUGGGGAUUCAAAUGCAAUACCAUUGCUUGUUGUUGUUAUGGUUAUUGACGUUUGAUAAAUCCAUUGCGUACGAGAUUACACAACAGUACAUUGGUGGGUUCUUGAAUCUUUUGAAAUUGGUGAAUGUUACUAUUAAGGAGAAGAUCUCGAGAGUGUGUAUUUCUAUUAUAUUACAAUGUUGUGAUAAACGUGUGGAGAAUCACAAGCUAUUGAUUAAACAAUUGAUUUUGCUCGGUAAUGGAUUAAACAUUUUGAAUUCGUUGGGUGAGAGAAAGAAAUAUUCGGACGAAGAGUUGAGAGAGGAUAUGGGGGUGUUGAGGGGUAUAUUGGAGGAUGAGUAUAAAGAAUUGACAUCGUUUGAUGAGUAUGUUGCGGAGGUAGACUCGAAAUUGAUGUGUUGGUCACCUCCACAUGUGGAUAAUGGGUUCUGGAGUGACAAUGUGGACAAGUUCAAGAGUGAUAAUUGGAAAUUGUUCAAGAAGUUGAUUAGAUUGCUUGUGGACACUACGAGGAAAGCCGGGGGUGUUAAUGAUAAGGAGAGCAAAGUGGUGAUUGAGGUGUUGUUGAAUGACAUCACACAUGUGAUUCAAUUGUUGCCUGAGAGUAUUGAUGUGUUGAGAGAUGAGAAUUGUAAGAUUGUUAUUAUGGAGUUGUUGACCCAUAGUGAUUCGCGUGUCAAAUAUGAGGCUUUGAAGACUACUCAAGCCAUGAUUGGGUAUACUAUUUGA